GUGCACUGAUCUGCAAAUGCCAUUUCAGUACACCCUCUUGGCAACCACCUAUAUCUUUGGACAGGAGCCAUAACUCUAUAGGUCAACUUGAUGAACAUACUGAGAUAUUCAAGAUGGGCAGCAAUAGUACCAGCACUGCUGAGAGUAAUUGCAGUGUCACAUAUGUGACAUUUCAAUACUCUCUGUAUGCAACCACCUAUAUCUUUAUAUUCAUCCCUGGUCUCCUGGCUAACAGUGCAGCCCUGUGGGUCCUGUGCCGCUUCAUCAGCAAGAAGAAUAAGGCCAUCAUUUUCAUGAUCAACCUCUCCGUGGCAGAUCUCGCUCACGUCCUGUCCUUACCUCUCCGGAUUUACUAUUAUAUCAACCGUCACUGGCCAUUCCAGAGGGCUCUUUGCCUGCUCUGCUUCUAUCUGAAAUAUCUCAACAUGUAUGCCAGCAUUUUUUUCUUGACAUGCAUCAGCCUUCAGAGAUGCCUCUUUCUCCUCAAGCCAUUCAGAGCCAGAAACUGGAAGCGUAGGUACGACGUGGGCAUCAGUGUUGCCAUCUGGGUCGUCGUGGGUACUGCCUGUUUGCCACUUCCCAUUCUGAGAAGUGCAGGCCUAGCCAACAACAGCGAAUCCUGCUUUGCUGAUUUAGGGCUUCAUGACAUUAGUAUGGCUUCCUCCAUCGGCAUGGUGACGGCUGCUGAACUUGGAGGGUUUGUAUUGCCUGUUGUAAUUAUUACAUAUUGCACAUGGAAAACAAGAAAAUCUCUACAGGAAUUCCAUGAUCCACCCCAGAAUAUUAAAGAGAGAAAAAAGGCUUUGAGGAUGGUCCUAAUGUGUGCGGUGGUAUUCAUAGUGUGCUUCACGCCUUACCAUCUCAACUUCCCGUUUUUUAUGAUGGUGAAGCAACACGUCUUCUCCAACUGUUCUUUUAUUAAAAGUACUCUGUGUUUUCACAUCAUUUCCCUGUGUCUUGCAAAUCUGAAUUGUUGUCUUGAUCCAGUUGUGUAUUAUUUUAUGACUUCUGAAUUUCGUGAUCAAUUUUCAGAGCAUGGUAGUUUGUUCAUCCAGUCAUGUGUGAGAUGUAAGGACAGUACUUUGGAAAUUCAUCAGAGGAAGGAGAAUCUUCAGACCAUCUCUCUUGAAUGUUUGGAUGUUCCAACACAAUGUGAUGAAAUGAUUAUCUAGAAUAACCUUUCUACUCUGUCAGUUUAGUCAUGUCAUUUCAAAGUGAUACUGAGUGUUGGGAAGAAACAUCCACUUCAAUCAAAUAAUCUGUCUACAGGAGUUCUCUAUGCCAAUAUCAUCCGGGACCCUUCUGAGAAAAAACUUUCUCUUCACACAACGUGAUAGUCAACAGAAAGAGUCUCAUACCUAUUCCUCAGUAAUGGGGCCAAUCGUCUCAUCUUCACCUGAGAAAAAAUAUAUUAAAAAGUAAUGGGCAUGUACAAGUUAUCUAAACAUUGGGAAGUCUACAUCAGAAUAUGACCCUAACUUUAUUCAGAAAACAUAACUACUUGUGCCAAUUGGAUGGCUUUUUAUAUUAAUAUGAGUUAUGGAAAUACCAACAUUAUAACUUAAAAUGUCUGUAAGAUUUUUCCUCACCUUAAAAAAUUAUUUCAGAUGAGCCUCUCAAAGUUACCAUGGAAACCAAAAUGCAAACACCUUAAAUAGAAUUGUGCUCUGCAUAUUUAACAAACUGGAGAUUAAAAUCUCAAAAUGAAACCUUUUUGCCUAAAUGUCUGUGGGUUUGUGAUGUCUUGCAUAGUUUUUGUUUACUGGCACUAAUUGGGAAAUAUUCUCAUUUAUUUGUUUACUAAAAUUAGCUGUGUCAUUCUCUAGUUAGACUGAUUGUUUCACAUGUAACUUCAGAUACAACUUCAUUUGAUACAUUUAAAUCAACAGAUUAAAGAAGAAUCACACAAUACAUGCAGUUUCAUUCUGCUAAGGUUAAGUUGAGCCUAAGUUUUUAUAAGGAAAAUACUCCAAUGAGCUGAAUUGAAUCCUAUCAUUAAUGCAGAACAAGCAUUGCCAUUUAAUAAAUCUUUGUUGUUGUAUCAUUACUAAUAUAAAUCUUUCCCACUGGAAAUUUUGAAGCCAACCGUUUUCAAAUAUUGUGUAUCAUUAAAGUGAAAUUUUAUAAAGCAAUGGUUAGUCUCAGAAAAUUGUUCUUUUUGUCUUGUCUCUGUGUUUUGAAUAGCCUUUAACUUUUUAUUACAUUUUUGGGUUAGUGUGUAAGGGAGUGGAUUUCAUGCGAUAUUUUCAUAUGUAUACAUCAUCGUACUUUCUUAUUUACUCCCCCAGCCUUUUCUUGAUUGUUCUCCAAUUUUUAUUGGUGCCCUUUAUUUCUCCUGCGUUCUCCUUUCUGCAUUCUUGAUACAAAUGUUCUGUUACCUCUUGUAUUUGAUUACUCCCUUAUUGUAUGUUGCAUGUAUCACUUUACAUCUCUCAUUUCCC
Molecule: messenger RNA, 2441 nt
Organism: Chionomys nivalis (European snow vole)
Lineage: Eukaryota; Metazoa; Chordata; Mammalia; Rodentia; Cricetidae
Product: putative P2Y purinoceptor 10
Exons: 1
Coding region: 114-1172 (352 amino acids)
Biological process (GO): positive regulation of Rho protein signal transduction; phospholipase C-activating G protein-coupled receptor signaling pathway
Cellular component (GO): membrane
Molecular function (GO): G protein-coupled receptor activity
Source: RefSeq, a predicted model, not a curated record